Messenger RNA from Didymodactylos carnosus, 657 nucleotides. Lineage: Eukaryota; Metazoa; Rotifera; Eurotatoria; Philodinida; Philodinidae. The record is from the annotation of a GenBank genome assembly.
AUGAAACCUGGGGAAUGGGGCAGAUCUUAUCCGGAAAUGGUAAGCGCAGUAUCUACUAAAUUAGGAAACAUAAAGAAUGAAAUUAUUAAUUGCGAACUUACUAAUGCUGAUGUAAGGAAGCAUCAAGAUGAAUUUUAUCAAAACUUAGGAGCUAAAUUAACAGCUAUGGACCAAAUAAGAGAACUAAAAGAGCAUAUUAAUAGUGACAUUAUCAAUGUAAAUACAACUAAUCAGGAAUGUACAGAAGCACUAAAAAAGAAGAUCGAGCGAAUGGCUUCAGCUGCUGUAGACAUCAUGGAACGAGUCAGAUUGACAAUAAGAGAUUAUGAUCAGUUUAGACUAUAUUAUGAUAACUUGCUGUGUUUUGAGAAGUAUGUAAAUGCUCCAAACAUCGAUGCCGGAGAAUUAAAGGAAAAUAUGGAACGAAGAGUGUUUGGGAAAGUAGCAGUUCUGCAGAAGUUAGCUAAUGAAGCAUCUGAUGCCAGUCAAAUUGCCAAUAGCUUGAUUAAUUUACGACGUGAGGAGGUUAUUCCAAAACGUCGAGGUAAAAUAGAAAUUGGAAUAUGUUUAUUAAUAAUUUCAAAAGAGUUAACAGAAAGCCAGUUAGCAAGUACACGACCUUUUUGGUUAUCAACACAUUUAGACCAAGAAGAGUGA